AGUGUAAGUCUAUUUCCGGAAGUGGUUCGUAGUUUGUUUUGGACUCUGCAGGUGUCGGCCUCAUGCACGGAUACGUCGACUGUCACUGUCACAUCUCAGCGGCGGAUUUUGACCAGGACAUUGAAGAGGUGGUUGAGAAUGCAAAACAGAGUGGAUUAUUGGCCCUUUUAGCUGUAGCAGAACACUCUGGGGAAUUUGAGAAGAUCAUUGACUUAUCACAGAGGUUUCCAGGUUUCAUUUUUCCAUGCUUGGGAGUUCACCCUGUUCAAGAGGUUUCCCCUGAGCAGCAGAGGGGGGCAUCUCUGCAGGAUUUAGAUGCUGCUUUGCCCAUCAUAGAGAAAUAUAAAGACCACCUCGUGGCCAUUGGAGAGGUGGGUUUGGAUUUCACACCCAGGUAUGUGAGGGCAGACGCAGAUAAAGAGAACCAGAGGCAGGUUCUCAUUGGACAAGCAGAACUGGCCAAGCGGCUGGAUUUGCCUCUAAACGUUCACUCCCGCUCAGCUGGAAGGCCGACCAUCCACCUUCUGAAGGAACUCGGUGUCAACAGAGCUCUACUUCAUGCUUUCGAUGGGAAACCGUCCGUCGCUCUGGAGGGAGUGAAGGCAGGCUAUUUGUUUUCAAUCCCACCAUCAAUAAUCCGCAGUGAACAGAAGCAGAAACUUGUGAAGCAGCUGCCGUUGGAGAGCAUUUGUCUGGAAACUGAUUCACCUGCCCUUGGGCCCGAGAAGCAGGUGAGAAAUGAGCCUAAAAACAUCUCCAUCAGUGCCGAGUACAUCAGUAAAGUCAAAGGUGUGUCCGUGGAGACAGUGAUGGAGUUGACGACACAAAAUGCUCUGAGACUUUUCCCCAAGUUAAAGACAGCCGUCGCACUCUGACACAAUGCUGAAGAGUUUAUGGAGUUGAGAAUCAUCUGACGUUACAAACCCACAACGUCCCGGCAUCUCUUUGACUUAUAUUUAAUUUGAUUUACAGGAGAAAACCUGUGUCUGCAUCUGCAUUCAUGAUCGUCUGGAAUAAACAUGGAUGAGAUAAACAUUUAA
Sphaeramia orbicularis (orbiculate cardinalfish) is the source of this 1040-nucleotide messenger RNA. RefSeq names its product putative deoxyribonuclease TATDN3 (gene tatdn3l). The record is from RefSeq and is a predicted model, not a curated record. The transcript has 10 exons. Lineage: Eukaryota; Metazoa; Chordata; Actinopteri; Kurtiformes; Apogonidae. The coding region runs from base 63 to 875 and encodes 270 amino acids. Gene Ontology annotation, molecular function: hydrolase activity, acting on ester bonds.